Messenger RNA from Amphimedon queenslandica, 4009 nucleotides. RefSeq lists its product as uncharacterized. Bases 1 to 3876 code for a protein of 1291 amino acids. Lineage: Eukaryota; Metazoa; Porifera; Demospongiae; Haplosclerida; Niphatidae. Gene Ontology annotation, molecular function: GTP binding; cysteine-type endopeptidase activity. The record is from RefSeq and is a predicted model, not a curated record. Gene Ontology annotation, biological process: proteolysis. The transcript has 13 exons.
AUGAGUAUGCAAGGAGAAGAGACUAUUUGUGAUGACCCUAAUCCUCCUUCAGUCUUUACUGGAAGUCAAGCAGGCUCUUGUGAACAAAAUGGUGACAAAAAUACUACAACAUUUAGAUAUGUUCUUAAGGAGAUUGGAUUUGAAAACAUCUCAGCAAAUAUAGAUGUUCUUAUAGUUGGAACUUCUGGAUCCGGUAAAUCAGCACUAGUCAAUAGUUUUCUUGAGGAGAAGAAAGCUAAAGAAAGUUACAAAGGGAAGAGCUGCACAACAAUGAGAUUUCCGUUCCGUGUUGGUGAGCUCAAUGUUACUCUGAUCGAUACUUUUGGUCUCCAAGAUUGCGAUAGCAAAAAGCCAACAACUAUACAAGAAAUGAAAAAUGAUGGUCAGACAGUCAGCUUAGUCCUCUACUGCAUGAAAAUGGGGGGUUAUUUUAAAGACGACGACAAAAUGGCUAUGCGUAAGCUCCAUCAAGCCUUUGGCCACAAUUUUUUCAAGAGAAUAGUAUUCGUUCUCACUUUUGCUAAUGCUGAAGAUUGUUCUGUAUAUGAUGAUUCGGAUGAUGAGCUGGACGAAAAUGAGGAAGACCCACUGGUAAUUUUAAAGAAACGGUUUAAAUGUAGAAUCAAAGACAGGGCAGAAGAAAUCUCUAAGUUUUUGUCGGAAAAUUUUCAUAUUCAAAUAAAGGAAGAUCAUGUUGUACCAGCUGGGUUUCGGAUAAGGAGUAUUCAUCAUCAACAGCAUCCUCUACCUAAUGAUUGGCUAUAUAUACUUCUCAAAUUCUGCUGCUGUGAAAUUAAGGAGAAGCAUCAAUUUUCAAGACUUUCUUUGAACGACUGUAAGAUUGUACAGACAAAGGCAACUCCUAGUAAUCAGAAACAAGAAUCAGUGGACUUAAGAAUGGGUAUGAGUGUCGAAGAAGAGGAGAAUGUUUCUGUGAUAAUGAUUGGGUUAGGAGCAGUGAAAGAUAAUGUCAUUGAUGUUGGAAAGAUGUCAUAUAAAGGUCAAAGAGCCAUGAAUACCUUAAAACAAGUCCUUACAGAUGCUAAAGUAGGAUAUUCAAAGGAUAUUCAAAUUGUUGUUCUUGGAAAAACUGGUGCUGGUAAAUCAGCACUUAUCAACAGCAUCAUUGACUUGGAAAAAGAAAUUGCAGAAGAAAGUGCUCAUGUAGAACAAUGCACAGACACUGUCCGACUCUACCGAUGCUCUAAUAUCAUUCCUGGAGUUAAUGUUACAGUUGUUGAUACACCUGGUCUACAGGAUAUUCAUCAACAGGAGCAGUGGUACAUACAAGAAAUGAAGAGCAAAUGUCAAGAAGUCACGCUGAUACUCUAUUGUAUGAAAAUGACUGAUCGCCGACUGACCAACGAUGAUAAAGUUGCUAUGCUGAAGUUUCAUCAAGCAUUUGGUCCAAAGUUUUGGGAGAGAGUUGUGUUUGUCCUCACGUUUGCUAAUCAAGAGAAUUGCAGUAAGAAAGAUAAAAGAGAUGAACCAGAGCCAGAGCCUGAACCACCUUUUGAAGAUGAGGAAGCUUGGGCCCUAAUAAUGAGAAAACGAUUCACAAAUAGAAUCAACCAUCGAUCUAAAGCAAUGAAUUCCUUUUUAAAGGAUACUUUUUGUAUUGAUGAUGUCCCAUUUUCAGUUGCCGGAACUUAUAAAUCCAGUUUCCACAACUGUAAACCUAUGGUUCUACCAGAUAGGGAAAAUUGGUUGGUUGAUCUUCUCUCACUUUGUUGUCAUGAGAUUAAAGAGGAGCACAAGUUUACUAAAUUGAGUUUGAAUGACAAGAUCCACUUUGCUAUCAUUAUUGAUAAUUAUGGGGAAGUCAGAGAGGACACUCAAGAAAAUGGUCAGGUCAUUGUUAUAAAAGAUGCGUUAGAAGGUCUUGGUUAUUGCACCCUUUGCUUCAACAAUCUCAAUUUUGAGUCAAUUUUUUUCCUUUUUGAAGCAUUUCAACUUGUUGAUCAUUCUCAGUUGGCAUCAUUUGCAUUAUUAUUUCUCAGUAAAGGAAAUAAGAAUCAUGUUUAUGAUGCUAAUGACACAGUUGUUACGUUUGAACAAACAUUUGCCUUUUUUAAUGACGCUGGUGCUUCUAAAAUCCCCAAGCUUUUUCUUUUUCAUUUUGCCUAUGAUGGUGAACCACCAAGUGAUCGACUAGUGGUUCCUGAUCCUCCUAAUAAUUCUAUUACUUUGGCCGUGUCUAUAAAUCAAUGUACAAAGGUUUCACCAGCUAUUCACUCUAUUGCUAAUAAUUUGCUACCUGUAGAAUGUCAUAGCAAGCCACUGAAAAUAUGCUUUGAAGAAAUGAAGCACCAGAUUGAGCAAUUAGAUACUGCAACUUGUAUUUAUAGGAAUAGUCUUCAAGAGAGCUUUGUUAUGCCAACUUAUUGUGCAGUUAGUGCUCAUCAGUUAUUGGAAAGGAAGCAUCGCUUAUUUUAUGUAAUGUGGUAUUCUGUUCGCUGCAAGACAAUAGAAGUAUUAUUGGAGAAUAAGGAUGAAGUGAUGAAAAUAGUUCGAUAUGAAAGGAUAAGCAAGAUAGGGUCAUCAGCAGCUGGUAUAAUAGGAGGAACUAUGAUUGGAGUUGGUUUACUCUUUGCUUUUCCUACUUAUGGUCUUUCAUUGAAUGUUGCUGCUAUUGGGGGUGUAGUUAGUGGCAUUGGUGCUGGUACCAAUCUGAUUUCUUCUAUUGCAUCAAAAGUGGCUUCCAAUAAACGUUUGAAGAACGCUCAGUUUUUUGUUACUUUUGAUCGGCAGUUUAGUAACCAACUAAACACUGUAGUUGCGAAGUAUGCAGAAUCACUGGAAACGAUUCAAGGAGGAACUUUUUAUAGUGAAGUGAAAGCAUUUACCAGUAGUUUACUAGUAGCAGUUACCAUUUCUCUUGAUGUUAGUGUCUUAAUUCAUAAUUCUUAUCAGUUACAUAAAGCAGCUCAAGAUGAGACUGGCCAGGCUGACAGCAACAGCACCAUUCAAAAACUAAUAGAGCAAUUUGGAGACUCUUUGAAAGGUUUCUUUCAUGUUUUUGAUGUAUCACAAUACAGGAAGGAUGGUGCUGUUAUCAGUAAAGAAACAUGUGGCUAUAAAGUGGUCAUACCAAGAUUUACUUUACAAGAGAAACCUCCAGUAACAGUGUCCACUAUACUCUCUGGCCCCUUUAAUUUACCUGAAGGAUCAGUAUUAGUCAGUGCAGUUUAUGAUAUCCUGAUAGAUAAAAGCCUUAAGGAUCCUGUUAAUAUUGAUAUAGAGCACUGUGUUGAUGUACUUGAUGAAUCAGUAACUGAAAAGAUGUCCUUUGCUAUUGCUACAGCAGGCCUUACCACAAAAGCUUUUGAAGUUGAGUAUAUUCCUGGUGGAACAUUUACUAGGGGCUCUGCUUAUGGAUCAAUUACUGUCAAAGAAAGCUGCCUACUCUGUGUGUUGGCUACUAAACCAUUACCUUGUUCUGAAUUGAAGUACUCUAUUAAUUGUUCAUAUGCAAAGUUUUAUCAAGACUUUUGGACCAUGAAGGCUUCCUGUAUUAAGAAUCUUUCUGCUUAUUCUAAGUUCAUUCAAUCAGAUUCAAUUCAGAAUUAUGGUGCUAUUGAUAUUCAUACUUUUCAUUUUGGAGCUAGUGCUGCACCCUGCAUUAAUGUACAAAACUUCAGGACUGUGGCAUCUCAUGAUUGGGCUUUAUUUCCUCAUAUUAUUCCCAAUGAGCCUAUACUGAAAAGGUCACUAGAUGGUAUUGGGUUGAUUCACAGUGGAGCCACACUGAAAGAAACAAUUCCCUUCAUUGAGUUUCAUGUUACUAGAAAUGAAGGAAGUAAGACAGAAUGUGAUUUAGAGCUUAAGUUAACUGGAACUGAUUUGAAUCACCUACCUAUUAACUGUCGUGAUUGAACUUUUUAUUGCCUUGUACUUAUUUAUGAUAAUGACUAAUUGCCUUAUAAUUAUAAAUGAGUAGUUUAUUUUUGUUACCACACUGGAAAACUGUGUAUUUGCUGUUUCUAACACAAUGUAUUGGUAGUUUAAA